GUUUUGGUCUGUAUCAUCUAUCUUUCUAAUCUGUAAAUCACUCUCUGGUGUCUUCACUUCGGUCUUGUAGAAAUUUGCCUGAUGCACCCUCUCGAUGUGGUGAAAACCAGGUUCCAGAUUCAGAGAUGUGCAACUGAUCCAAACAGUUAUAAAAGCUUAGGAGACAGCUUUCGAAUGAUUUUCCGCACGGAAGGGUUGUUCGGUUUUUACAAGGGGAUUCUGCCACCCAUCUUGGCUGAAACACCAAAAAGAGCAGUAAAGUUUUUCACCUUUGAGCAGUACAAGAAAUUGCUUGGAUAUGUGUCUCUGUCACCAGCAUUGACAUUUGCUGUUGCUGGACUGGGAUCUGGACUAACAGAAGCCAUUGUGGUCAACCCUUUUGAGGUAGUAAAAGUUGGCUUGCAAGCCAAUCGGAACAAAUUUACAGAGCAACCAUCCACCAUGAGUUACGCAAGACACAUCAUUAAGAAGGAAGGUUUGGGACUCCAAGGCCUCAACAAAGGAUUUACAGCAACUUUGGGACGUCAUGGAGUUUUCAAUAUGGUUUAUUUUGGCUUCUACUUCAAUGUCAAAAACAUUAUUCCUGUCAAUAAGGAUCCAACCUUGGAGUUUUUGAGAAAAUUUGGGAUUGGUCUUCUCUCAGGCACAAUAGCCUCAGUCAUUAACAUCCCUUUUGAUGUUGCCAAAAGUAGGAUUCAAGGGCCUCAGCCAGUUCCUGGAGAGAUCAAGUACAGAACCUGUUUUAAAACAAUGGCCACGGUCUAUCAGGAAGAAGGCAUUUUAGCUUUGUAUAAAGGCCUGCUUCCCAAGAUUAUGAGGCUCGGACCAGGUGGUGCAGUGAUGCUGCUGGUUUAUGAAUACACCUAUUCAUGGCUUCAGGAGAACUGGUGAUUGCCUACGGUGUAUUUUCCCCCCUUGUGAAAAUGGAUUUUCAUUACACAGCACCAUCAGGAGGCGAGAAUAUCUAUCAGUUAAGCCCAUACAAUGAUAAAUUAUAAUUAUAUACUUAGAUACAAUUGUAAAGGGUAAAACAGUGUGCUCAAGAACAAAAUCUAUUUGAUACUUGAAAAAUUAUCUCUAGAC
This is a messenger RNA of Budorcas taxicolor (takin), 1083 nucleotides long. RefSeq names its product solute carrier family 25 member 21 (gene SLC25A21). Bases 82 to 891 code for a protein of 269 amino acids. The transcript has 10 exons. The record is from RefSeq and is a predicted model, not a curated record. NCBI's taxonomy places the organism in Eukaryota, Metazoa, Chordata, Mammalia, Artiodactyla, Bovidae.